Molecule: messenger RNA, 2194 nt
Organism: Punica granatum (pomegranate)
Lineage: Eukaryota; Viridiplantae; Streptophyta; Magnoliopsida; Myrtales; Lythraceae
Source: RefSeq, a predicted model, not a curated record
UGCACUCCUUCGACAAACCAAUCACAAGCAUAUUAACAAUAUCCCGUCUAAGUAGUACACGGCGAGAAAGGCGCAGCGAGGAAUUUCUCCAAGCGGGGGAGAACUUCUUUUCUAAAUAUCGAAAAGAGAAAGUGAUUGAGGAAAUGAGCGACACUGCUUGCGUCCAGACUCCCAGAAGAGGUGAGAACACGGAGAAGAUCUCAAUUGAUAUUAUGGGAAAGCUGGAUCAACUGCCUCCCACUAGGCCAACGAGUUAUAUAUUUAGGGUUCAUCAUGAACUACGUACUGUGAAUAAAAAGGUGUACGAGCCUGUGAUGCUUUCGAUUGGACCAUACCAUUAUGAUAAGCGCCAGACGGACCUUCAAUAUAUGGAACAACAUAAGUUGCGCUACCUAAAUGGUCUGAUCAAACGAAAGGAGGAAGAAAAAGGGGCAUCCAGAUUUGACCAAUUAAGCGAGUAUCUUGGAGUUUUGGAAGAAUUGGAAGACCAGGCUCGUGGUUACUAUGCAGACCCCGUCGCUCUCGAGAAAAAUGACUUCUUAGAAAUGCUGUUACUUGAUGGCUGCUUUAUCAUUGAACUGUUCCGUAAAGCCGCAUGGAAUAAUUAUCGACAUGAAAGAGAGAUGGACCCUCUCUUUAAAGCUGAUUGGGUAGCUUUGAUCUUAGGGAGAGAUCUAAUGUUACUUGAAAAUCAAAUUCCAUUCUUUGUUCUGGAACAUCUACAUUCUAUUAUUGGUGACAUGCCCGACCCGCUCCUCCUUAUUUUUACGGCCAUGACUUAUCUCCCGGUAUAUGGGGGCUUGCCUUCAGCUCUAGGCUUACUCGAAGGGAAAAUUGCAUUACUAAGCAUCUCCAAUCUUGCGACAGAACCAUUUCUCUUGCCCAAAUCUCCCUUGCAAUGUAGACGACUAAAACGAGAGAAUCUCAGUGAUUUCAAGCAUCUUUUGGAUCUUGUCCGCAAGUUCAUGUUGGCUGAGGAGAUCUUGGAAAUGAAAGACGAACGUGCCUUACCACCCCAGCAAGGGCAGAGAGCAUUGACAGAAUCCACUUCUGUGAGUACAAAAAAGUACAAGUACUCUGCCACGGAGUUACGCAAUUUAGGAGUUAGAUUUAAGGGUGUGGCGAGAAGCAAGUUUUAUGAUAUCACAUUUGAAAAUGGGCUUUUAGAGAUUCCAGUAAUCCAAAUAGAUGAUGGUACAGAAGGGCGAUUUCGAAAUUUAAUCGCAUAUGAAGAACAUUAUGUCCGAGAAAACAAAUAUAUAGGAGACUACAUGAGUUUCAUGGACGGUCUGGUAAAUACCCCCAAGGAUGUUGAGCUGCUUCGGCACAAAGGGAUAAUCGAAAGCUUAAUGGGUGAUGAUGAAGUUAUCGCUACAAUGUUCAACAAUAUGUGCAAACAGAGGAUACUGUCCAACUUUUACUAUGCAAACAUACUUGAGAAACUGACGAAGCAUUGCAGCAAGAAGCGAAAUGUCUGGAUGGCGAAAUUAAGAAGAAAUCAUCUUAGCAGUCCCUGGGCAAUCUUGUCAGUUCUUGCAGCAUUGCUCUUGCUCAUCUUAACCAUCACACAAACUAUCUACACUGCUCUCUCAUUCUACAGUGAAAAAUAGGUAUCCAAGUCGUGGCACGUCAGUUUGCUGACAAUAUUGUCAAAUGUCUGGGGACUAUAAGGCUUGCAAAUCUUUCACCAUUUACUUACUCGCUCGUGCAAGUUAUUUCCCUUGAAUGUGCUGGUCUUGUCCCCAUUCCUCACUCCCCAUGAGAUCUGCAAUGCAUUACUUCCGCAGCUGUUCGUGCCUAUGCCAUCAUCUAGCGAAUUCACCAUUAGAGUCUUAGACAUUCACGAGCCGUCCCACAUGCCUCGUCGUCUUGCCACUGCCUCUGACAGUCGCCAGGAGCGGCCUCUCUAGAUCCCUUCACUUGAUGAAGUUCCUUGUGGAUUUUCAGUACUUAUCGCUUUACUGUUUUUCUCUUUUGUGUUUGUCUCCUAUUUCGUUAAGCGCCACGCUGCUUUCUUUCUAUGCAAACAAGAAUUAUUGGUCGCUUGGAAGUUUCUUGAAAAUUUCGUGUCUAAAUGUUGCUUCUCCGCACCUUGAUUAAAAGGGGUUGGUUUCACUUUCCAAUUGUGCACAAUUUGUGACAAAAUGCUGAUCUAUAAUAAAUAUAAGAGCGAGGAAGGGGAUUUGGUAUAGUA